Molecule: messenger RNA, 2865 nt
Organism: Opisthocomus hoazin
Lineage: Eukaryota; Metazoa; Chordata; Aves; Opisthocomiformes; Opisthocomidae
Source: RefSeq, a predicted model, not a curated record
AUGACGAGGAAGGUAACCCUCAGGGAUGGAGAGAGCGGGACAAACCCCUCCCGGGAGUCGUCGGUCAGGGCGGAGAAGCGGAGGCUGCCCUUUGCCCGCCGCGGUGGCCGGCGGCACAUGUGGCAGUGGACUUUGGCAGCAGCACCCAGGGAGCGGAAGAAGGGCCCCGGGGGGCUCCGAGCAGGGCCCCCGCCUCACCCCGACUCCUGGGAUGUGGGCCAUGUCCCCGGCCACCCCUGGGACCACGGCCACCACCCCUGGAGGGAUGCCCACAGACCGGCUUCAUGGGCUGAGCAGUGCAAAAGCGGCUUCCCCAACAGGCCGUACUCCAGGCAAGGAUAUGAAGACCCCCACUGGCAGAAUCCAGCAGCCAGCUAUGGGGAUGACUACACCUACCAAAGCCAGCAGUGGCAGCCGGUGGCCUGGCAGGGUGACAGAGAUACGGACCAGAGACGGGGAGAGCCUUAUGGCAAGAGCACCAGUUACUGGGACCAGCACUACUACAGGGGUUACCACCCCAACCUGGCCACAACCCACCCGGGGCAGGACAGGACACAGACAUACAACUCUUAUGAGGAGAGAUAUGUCUUGUCUGCCCGGCCUGAGCGGGCAGGGGGAGAAACCCUUGGCAGCGAUUCAGGGGAGGCCGGUGGCCAGCCCCGAGAGCCCUUGGGCCAGCCCAGCCUGCUCAUGCAGUACCGCGAAUCGGGGCUCAGCUCCAGCAGCUAUGAGCUCAGCCAGUACAUCCGUGAUGGUGCCGACCACUAUGACCCUGUGCUUCCAGGGAGCUGGAGCCCGACACAAGGAGGGGUGCCCUUGGUGUCUACCUCAUCCCUGGUGGUACCCCUCAAGUUCUCGCUCCCACACGUGGCGGUGUGCUUUGGAGCUGGAGGGCAGCUGGUUCUGGUGUGUCCCCACCGCCCUGCCGAGGGCCAGCUAGCCCAUGUCGAGCUGCACAGCCUGGAGGUAAUCCUUCAUGACACUGAAGAGUUGGAGGAGCUACAGGGCUUCCCGGGGCCCUUGGCCAGGGAAGAUCUGCACAAGGUGGAUGUGAUGACGUUUUGCCGGAAGAAGAUAGCCAUGAGCUGUGAUCUCUCAACACAGAGAGGCAGAGAUUCAGCUCUUCUCUGGAAACUGCUGGUCCUCCUCUGCAGGCAGAAUGGGUCCAUGGUGGGCUCGGACACGGCUGAGCUGCUGAUACAAGACUGCAGGUGCCGGGAGAAGUACAAGAGACAAAACCCUGCGGCCAAAGUGAUCGGUCUGGCGGAUGAUGAGUGGAUGUCGCGUCAGCCAGGGACACUGGACCUCAUCACAGGGGAGGUCCCUCCCGUUGUGGAGACGCAGGCACAGAUAGUGGAGAAGUUCACCAAGCUCCUCUACUAUGGCAGGAAGAAAGAUGCUCUGGUCUGGGCCAUGAGAAACCAGCUGUGGGGCCAUGCUUUGUUCCUCUCCAGCAAGAUGGACCCUCGGACCUACAGCUGGGUGCUCACUGGGUUCACCAGCACGCUGGUCACCAAUGACCCCCUGCAGACCCUCUUUCAGCUGAUGUCGGGAAGGAUCCCUCAGGCAGCGCUGUGCUGCGGGGAUGCCACAUGGGGAGACUGGAGGCCUCACCUGGCCGUGAUGUUGUCCAACAAGGUUGGAGACAUGGAACUGAACCACCGGGCCAUCAUCACCAUGGGAGACACUUUGGCUGGCAGGGGAGCUGUCGAAGCAGCUCAUUUCUGCUACCUGAUGGCAGAUAUUCCUUUUGGUUACUUCGGGGCGAAGGCAGACCGCGUAGCUCUGCUUGGCAGCAGCCACCGUCAGGCGUUCACCCAGUUUGCCAGGACGGAGGUCAUCCAGCGGAUGGAAAUCUUCGAGUACUGCCAGCAGCUACGACAGCCUGGAGCCUUCCUGCUCCCCUUCCAGGCAUACAAGCUCCUCUAUGCCUCUCGCCUGGCCGACCACGGGCUCCCAGCCCAGGCCCUGCAAUACUGUGAGCAGAUCGCCACCGCGCUCCUGGGCCAGGAUCCGGCCAUCCACCCUGUCCUGGUCCAGCAAGUGACGAAGCUAGCUGAGCGGCUGAAGUUCUCCGACCCUCUGCUCGUGGAAAUGCGGGAACGGGACCAGACGCUGGAGCCCGACUGGCUGGUACAGCUCUGAGGCUGCUGCUGGGAGUGGGAGGUGGAAGAUGACCUCCCUCCGGAGGUGGCACCCACUCAGCCAGGGCUCUCCUGGGCUGCCGCAUCGCUGGCAGGAGAAGCUGGGGAGCCCUGGGGCACCCCGCUGUCCCCCGGAGGGGUGCAGCCAUCGCUCCCAGCAGAGCAGGAGGAGUUAAAGGCAAGGUCUCGGACCAUCUCGGAGAGCUCCGCCGUCUCCGUGGAAGACGACAGCCAGCAUUCCUCGGAAAGCGCGACUGAGGAUGCUGCCAAAGAGGCAGCAAAAGCGGAGGCUGUGAAACCAGGUGAGGACAAGAGCUCUGGAUUCAGGUGGUUUGGCUGGUUUCGGUCGAAGGCCACCAAGGAAACAUCUCCCAAAGCUGCUUCUGAGACGGCCCUGGACUCCCCCACGCCGGGACCGCAGGAACGGACGUCGCCAUCCCCACCCGAUGACCCUCUCACGGCUGGCACGAGCCCUUUUGCCCAGCUUCCAUGCAGAAACCCCGGAGAAAUGCAAGGUGAAAAUGCCUUUGCUGUUACUCCGGUGUCCGUGGAGAUGAACGGCUCGUGGGAUGUGGGUGGUGGGGAGUCAGCAGGAGAGCAGGUGAGGAGAGGCGGGAGGGUGCGUUACACCCCUCUCCUCUCCCCUUUCCAGCUCGCUGCCGCCCCUCGACCCAACCAACCCAAGCCACUUUCCCAGCGCCGCUACCCCAACCUGCUGUGA